Molecule: messenger RNA, 6462 nt
Organism: Adineta steineri
Lineage: Eukaryota; Metazoa; Rotifera; Eurotatoria; Adinetida; Adinetidae
Source: the annotation of a GenBank genome assembly
AUGAGUUUAUUGUUGGAUGAUGAAGUGGCUUUAGGAAAUGAUAGUCAUUAUAAAAGAUAUAUUGUAGCUAUUGAAAAAGUUUUAAAACAAUUUGAAGAAUCUACUGAAUGGGCUGAUCUUAUUACUUGUUUAGUCAAACUAAAAAAAACUCUAGAAAAUUAUCCACAAUAUCAAUCAAUACCAAAACGAAUAAGUCUAACGAAACGUCUUGCACAAUGUCUUAAUCCAGGCUUACCAUCCGGUGUUCAUUUAGAAACUCUUAAAGUAUAUGAUACAAUAUUUCAUAUUAUUGAUAAACGCGCAUUACAACGUGAUAUACUUUUUUAUUCACAUGGAUUAUUUCCUUUAUUACCUGUUGCUGGAUUACGCGUUAAACCUGUUCUAUUAACAUUAUAUGAAACAUAUUUUUUACCACUUGGUAAUGGUUUAAAUUCGGUAUUAACUGGAUUUUUAAUUGGAUUAUUUUCGUCAUUAGAAGAAGGUGCGGAUUAUUAUAAUAGAAUUAUUUUAUUACUUGAUAAUUUAGUAAAUAAAACCGAUGAGAUUUAUUUUUAUACUUGUAUAUGGUCUGCUAUGCAUUUAGUUGCAUCAGUACGACAUUCUGCAAUAACAUUUAUUUUAAAUCAUUUUGAUAAAAGAAAAACUCUCGAUGAUCAAAUGUAUUUAAUAGGUUUAUCCAGUGAUACAAUGGUUUCUGCUAUUUGUGCAUGUUUAUAUGAUAAUGAACAAUCAUUAGUUCAACGUUCCGUUCUUGAUUUUCUUCUUAUUUGUUUACCAAUUCAUAAAAAACAAUUAACAAAAGUAAAUAUGAUAAAAAUUAUUAAAAUGACAUUUCAUAUUUUAUUAAAACAUGAUGCCGGUUUAAAUCGACGUAUUUAUGAUUGGUUUCUUGGUACAAAUCAAUUAGAUAAUAAUAAUCAACAAUAUCAAUUAAAUGAUUCCGAAUCGUAUUUUAUUAUGUAUACACAGGAGAUUUUAAUUGAAUCAUUGAGAGAUUUAUUAAAAAUUAUAUCGAAGAAAUCAGUAUCAAAUAUCGCUAAAUCAGAGAAUCAUGAUAACAAAAUAAUGACAAAUUCUACUGAUACAUUAUCAUCAUCAUGGACAUUUACUAAAUCAAUUCAAGUACUUCUUGUACUUAAGAAAUCAGAUGUUGGACCGAAUAUUAUAGAGUAUAUUUUUAUGAAGUAUUUACUUCUUAUCUAUGAAGAAGUAUAUCAUCCCAGUCAAGCUUUAAUUUCGAUCAAUGCACCACGAGAAAAUAAUUAUUCACAAACGCUUAAAACAUUCAACUUGCUUCUUGAUACAUUAGAACCAUAUUUUAUAUGGGAUUUAUUAAUAAAAACUUUUGAAAUGAUUCUAUAUCAACAACAAGAUGAAAAAUUAAUUACAGUUGGAUGUACUAUUGAACAAAUAUGUGGUAUUAUUGAUAUGUUAUUAGAUAUAUUUUUAUCCGAAUUAACUACCGAAACUCAAGUAGAAAAUUUAUCUGAAAUGCUCUAUCGUCUUAUAAAUAUAAUGAAUAAUAGUAUGGAAAAACUAACAUCAAAUCAAAUAGGAUUAUGUAUUGUGCUAUUAACAAAAAUUUUCAAAAAUAUUACUCCAGUUGACAAAAAACAUCAUUUAUCAAUAUUUCGUCCAUCGAUGGAUAAUUCGCAUAAAAUAUCUGAUAAUGAUAUUGAAGAUGAGAAUGAACAGAUAAUUGAUAUUGAUAAUGAAUAUUCCACAGAUAUUUAUAAUAGAUUAUUACGUACAGAUAGUAUAGGAAAAUUACAAGAUCCAAAUGUACGUAUUGAACAAGAAAAUUUAAAUGAUAUUGAACGAUUAUUACGUCAGAUAGUAAGAAAAAUUGAAAAACAAAUGUAUAAUCUAACUAAUCCAUUAUCAGAGAAAAAACAAACUCGAUUAUCAACAUCAAAAACAAAAAUUGAUUCUAUAAAUCAUAUAGAAAAUGCAAUUAAAUUAUAUAAAAAAUUUUUUCAUCGUUUUAUUUCAAUAUAUAUUAUUGAUUCCAAGCAAAUAUCAAUAAAUGAUAAAUUUCAAAGUAUUUAUUCGAUUAUACAAACUAAAACGAACGAUAAUCUUUCAAUAAUUUUUAAUCGAUAUCAACAAUUAAAUGAAUUUCAAUUAAAAUUAACAGAUAAAGUAAAUCAAUAUCAAACGAUUUUUGAAGAUUGUUGUAAAUUAUUUAUUGAAUUUUAUUGUUUUCCAAGACAAUUCUCUAAUCAUAAUCAAUCAAUUUUAUCUAAAGGUCAAACUGAUUUUGAUGAUUGGUUUAUGGAUUUAUUUAUUUUAUCAUUAUGUAGAAGUGAUAAUUUUUCAAUUCAAACAGUUGGCAUAUCUGUUUUAAUUGAAUUAUUUGGUUACACAUUAAGCUCAUAUAGUUUAAAUCUUGAAAUAUCAAAUAAUUUUUCUCUUAUGCCAUUUUUAACUCAAGAACAAAUAUUAUUAUUUAUUAAUGAAACAGAUUUUUUUCAAUAUAUAAUUGCAUAUGUCUGGGAGUGUUUAGGUGACAAAUAUGAUAGAGAACAUAUUUUUCGAUCUUCACACAUAUUAUCAAUACUUCAUUCAAUGUUACCAAAUAAUUUAUGUGAAGAUUUAAUAUAUAAUCAAUUAUUAUUGACAAAUAUAAAACAAUCUGAAAAUGAAAUACAAAUUUUUGAAACAUAUAAAAGAUUCUUUCGUUUAUGGAAUUCAACUCGUCAUAUAUCGAAUAAAAUAAAUGAGCCUUUAACAAAAUCAUUUCAACAUUGUUUAGUUUUUGUAUUAAAUACUUUAAAAAAUUCAAAUAAUUAUUGUUUAAAAUCUCUAGUACAGCAAUGGACAUAUGAUUGUUUUAUUCAUGGGGAUAUGUGUCAAAUAUUCGAUAUACUUCUUAUUAUGCUUUUGCAUAUCGAUACAACACGUAUUAACAUUCAACAAUUCGAUCCAACAAUACAUAAAGAAUUUUUUCUUAAUCAAGGACAGAAUUCAUAUGAUCAAAUAGAUCUCAAUUCAAAUUCAAAUCAUGAAACAGAUAAUACAAAUGAAAUAACAUUUUCGUUAACAUUUAAUACUGAAGAAAAUGACGAUGAAUGUUUUCAUAAUUAUGGUAUUGAACAAGAAGAUACUGAUGAAGAAAAAAGAAUUCGUGCAAUUAGCUGUAUAAGUCCUGGUGAAACUAUUUAUCAUAUAAGAUCUCCUCCACAAACUAUCAAAUUUCCAUCAUUUUCAAGUCUUUCACAACCAAUUCUUUCAAAUUUUCGUUCAUUAUCACCUCCAAUAUUGUCUAAAUCAACUAAACAACGUCCACCUACAAUGUCUCAUGUACUCGGUCGACCUAGUAUUCAGCUUGAAACAAAUAGUCAUUUAAAACAAAUGUUUACAUCAAGUACUGCUCUUAGUAAUUCACUUCAUACACAUUCCGUACCAAAUGAAACUAUCAUUGAUGAAUCUAAUACAUCAUUAACGAAUGAUUCAAUAGAUUGUCAAUAUGCUUAUAUUUUACUUUAUACACAACCUUAUGAUUCCAAACGUAUUAUGUUAUCUUUAAAUAUCAUUGAAAGUUUAAUUGAUUUUAUUCCUGAACAAUUAAUUCAUUCAUUAUUAACAACAUCAAAUAUUCAAUCACCCUCAAUAAGUAUAUAUAAUAAUAAAAUGCAUGAAUUAUUUCAAAAACAUUGUCGUUUAAUUGAAGGAAAAAAUUCUAAUAUAUCUAUUGAAGAUAGUCAAGAAUAUCAAUCAUAUUUAUGUUUAUUAUUAAAUAUUCUUUUAAUUUAUUCACAUAGUUAUUAUCCAAAAUAUUUUGAUAUACAAGAAAAUUCUAAGAUACAUACAUUUUCUUUAUUAAUAUUAACACGUAUAUGUCAUAAUUUAUCAUAUAUAUGUAUGAAUAAUAUAAUCUUAAUAAAUUAUGUAAUAAAUUUAUUUAAAAAAGUUUCAUUUCAAAAAAUAAUUUUAUGUUUAUUUAAUCGAAUUUAUAAGAAUAAAUCAGAUUUAUUUCAAAUCAAAAUUAUCUAUGAUUAUAAUAAUGAAUAUUUACAUGAACAAUUAUCAAAACAAUAUUUAAAACAAUUAAUUCGAUUAUUAGAAGAAAUAAUUUUAUUGGAAAAUAUUAUUUCAUCAAUAGAUAACAAUUUAAUUUAUCAACCAAUUGUUAAUCAAACUAUUUUUCUAUCAACAAUUUUACAAUAUUUAAAACAAAUUCAUUUUAUUGAUAAUCAUCGUUAUAUAAUAAGUUUAGUGGUAAGAAUCUUACCACAUUGUGGUUCAGCAUUAAAAACAAUUAGUGUACGAGUUAUUGAACAAAUUUGUCAAAAUUUAUGUUUUAUUGUUCAAUAUUAUAGUCAACAAGAAAAAAAGAUUAAAUUUAAACAUUUAUUAUCAUUUGAUACAUUUGAUUAUAUUAUUCAUUUAAUUCAACGUCUUUCAUAUAUUUGUAAUUAUUGUCUUGGUAAUACAAUAAACAAUACACAACACUUUACUGAAACGUUGUGUCCUCAACAUUGGAUGAAACAAUUAACUACGAAUUCAACUGAUUUUUCUAAUGCACGUCAAGCAAUGUUAAAUAAACUUCCAUUAAUUUUAUCAAGUCUUUUAUUUAUAUGGAAAACAUUAUCAAUUGAUCAAACUAAUUCAAUAUGGUUAGAAAAUAAUAUAAAACAAAUACGAGAAAUAAUCAUUGAAUGUGUAACAUUAUUAACAAAAUCGAAUGGUAUCUCAUUUAUUCAUGCAAUUGUUAAAUGUUGGGGUGAAUAUAAACAACAACAAAAAUCAUCAAAAGAUAAUAUUGGUGAAAUACAAGCAUUGAUUACUAUACUUAUGAAUAUAAAUAAUUUUACAAUAAAUGAUAUGAUUUAUAAUAUUAAUGAAUUUAUUCGAAAUCAAACAACAAUGAGUGAUAAAAAAAAACAAAAUUAUAUGAUUUGGUGUCUUCAAUUUCUUUUAGCUUAUUUAGAACAACAAAAAAAUACAUCUAUUAAUUAUUGGUCAAUGUUAGUUAUUAUGUUUAAAGAAUAUUUAACACAAUCUGUAUCACCAACAGUUACAUUUUUAAUGAUAGGAAUAUUAAGUUUUUAUGUCAAACAAUUACCAUCAUCUAUUGGAAAACGAGAUGUAAAAGAUUUACAAGACAUAAUAAUGAAAGUUCUUGAGAAUUGUAAUACCAUAGUUGCUUCAUCACUUGAGCAAAGCAAAUGGUUACGUAAAAAUUUACAUGUACGUGUUGCUCAAUCCGAUUCUGAACCUAUCAAACUACCUAUUAUUGAUUCAUCAAAUGAAAUCGAUAAUAACAAUCUUACACUUGAUUUUGAUGAUACUUCACAAUCAACAAAUUUCAGUCUAAUUGCAUUAACAAUUCUUGCUGAACAUGCAGCAAAAUUACUUGAUAUUAUUUAUAAUUUAACUGAUGAUAAAGAUCGUUUUAUUAUUCCUUAUUUACAAAAUCUUGUAACUAAUGUUAUGCCAUAUGUUCGUACACAUGUCUUAUCAAAUACUCCAUGUUAUCGUGCAGCAUCUACUUUGCUUAUGAAUAUAUCUCAAUAUUCAUAUACGCGAAAAGCAUGGAAAAAAGAAGUAUUUGAACAAUUAUUUGAUACAGGAUUUUUUCAAGUUGAUCCAUCAACAUUACGUUUAUGGGCAAUAAUUAUUAAAAAUAUGAUAGCAAAUGGUAAAACAACAUCAUUUCAUGAUGUUCUAAAUCGAAUAAAUACAAUUCCAAUUGGUUUAUUUUCUUCAAAAGAAUAUGAACAACGUUCUAUGCUUAUAAAACGUUUUGCUUUUGUUAUUUAUGCAUCUGAAAAAGAUGAAUAUAAUCAAUAUUUACCAGAAAUACUUGUAUGUAUUACUGAUUUACUUAAAUUACCACAAGUACCAAUAUUAUAUAUACAAGUAUUUCACUUCCUACGUAUUUUAUUAAUAAGAAUAUCAAGUAAAAAUUUAAUUUCAUUUUGGCCAAUAAUUAUGUCAGAACUUAUUCAAGUUUUAUUACAAAUUGAACAAGAUCUUUUAUCUGAUAUUGAAGGAAAUCCUAGAUCGCAUGUUCAACGAAUGACUACACAGGAAAUAACUUUAUCAAAUAAUUCAAAUCUUAUAUUAAAAGUAUAUUUAUAUGCUUGUAAAUUACUCGAUAUUCUCUUAGCAAUACCUUUUUCUGACAUAUAUCAAUUUCAACUUUUUCGAUCUGCAUUUGUUGAUGAUCAUGUUAAAAAUUAUGAAAAUUCAACUCUUGAUACAUUUAUAACUUUUUCAAUACGUUUAUCAAAAUUAUUUGAACAAAAAUUUCAAACAAUUCCAAUAAUUCAAACAUCAAAUUUUCCAUUACUUCGUUUACGAACAAUAUCAAAUAUUAGUGAAUUAUUUCCAUUCUUUAAUUAUUUAUCUAAAAUGCAUCUAUAUGAUAAUCUAUAUUUAAAAAAAGAUCAAAUGUUUCUAUCAGAUAAAACAAAUGCUAUUGAGACAAGUAUUCUUGAAGAUUUUCUUGAAUGA